This is a messenger RNA of Larimichthys crocea (large yellow croaker), 2034 nucleotides long. RefSeq names its product arrestin domain-containing protein 3. The record is from RefSeq and is a predicted model, not a curated record. Gene Ontology annotation, biological process: protein transport. Bases 67 to 1170 code for a protein of 367 amino acids. NCBI's taxonomy places the organism in Eukaryota, Metazoa, Chordata, Actinopteri, Sciaenidae. The transcript has 6 exons. Gene Ontology annotation, cellular component: plasma membrane; cytoplasm.
ACGUGAGUUUUGUCCAGGUCUCAUUCGAGAUUUUGUUUUUCUGGCGUGUGUGUUUCUGCGCAGGAAAUGACCAUCACAAAUUUCUCAAUCGAAUAUGAUGCCAUCAACAGGAACAACACCUUCACAAAUGGAGAUACUAUUAAUGGAAGAAUCAUCGUGGAGGUUUCUAAGGAAACUAAAAUCGAUUCACUUAUUUUCAUAGCACAGGGAAGAGCUCGGGUUUGCUGGAGUGAACAUUAUGGGCAAUAUGCACAUUAUACGUACUGGGCUACUGAGAAAUAUUAUAAUGUCACACAUGAUAUCCUGAGAGAGACGAGACAAGAUGUUCCAGGCACUGAAGUCAUUGGCAAAGGAAGACACGUAUUUCCUUUUUCCUUCAGGAUUCCCAACAGAAAGAUCCCAUCAACUUUCAAAACACACAUAGGCAAAAUUGUUCACAAGCUGAAGGCAGAGCUGAAACAACCAAUGAAGCUGAAGAAAAAGGCCAAAAUCCACUUCACAUUUGUGUCCAAAGCAGACAUGGAUAUUCCUGGACUUAUGGAACCUCAGUUUGGAUGUAAGAAUAAAUCUGUCAAAGUGUUUGCCUCUGGAAAUGUUUCAAUGGAUGUUCACACCAAGCGGAUGGGAUACAAGCAAGGUAGGGAUCUCAAAGUCACGGUUGAAAUCAACAACUGCUCAACUCGUUCAGUGAAGCCCAAAUUCAUUCUCUAUGAGAAGAAGAGCUACUUUGCCCAGGGUCGCAGAAAGGUUUGCACAAAGGAGAUCUUUAAUGAGAAGAUUGAGACUGUUGCAUCCUCGAACAAAGAGACUGUGACCAAGGUGAUCACCAUCCCCAGGGAACUACCUCCCUCCAUCUUGAACAGCGCCAUCAUCAAGCUGGAGUACAGGCUGAAGGUUUGUCUGAACAUCAAAUGUGCUUUAGACCCAGAAAUCAAACUCCCUAUAGUCGUCCUACCUGCCUCUGAGGUUCCUGCUGACUAUGGAUUUGAAGAAUUUGGGCACCCAAACCAAACCCAAACCCACCCAAACCCAAACCCAAACCAAGCAUCCUGGAACAUCGCACCACAGAAACCAGCAGUGCCCCAACCCGUGGAACCCCCACCCCCCUAUGGAGCAUAUGCAAUGUACCCCUCCUUUCCUGAUUCUGACAAACAUUCGGAUGACCUGUAAAUACGCCGCUGAUUUAGCAUUGCACUCACUAAAACAUUGUCACACUCAGGAUGUACAGUUAAAAUAAGUAUAUAAAUGAAUGCAACCUCAUUGAUGCAACCAAUGAUGUCAGCGUGGAAAUACCAAUGCCUGCAGUUUCUCCAAUGGAUACUUGAAAUUAAUAUUUUUACAGUCUGAUUCAAAAAAUUAUAUUAGUUUCUAUAACUAAUUUCUUUGUUCAUGACAACUGUAUGUCACGGUACAGUCUAUGAGUCUACCAUUUACUUGUGUGAUUUUCUUUUGUAUGUAUUGUGAGCAUUGUUGCAGGGAGCCUGAUAACACAGAUUUCGAGACCAAUGCUGUAAUUGUUGUGCACAUGACAAAAAAGAACUUGCACAUCAUGUAACUCAAAUACCAACAGUUUAGUUUUGUUAUGUCAGUAAUGUAGCCUUGAAUUGCUAGCCUCAAGCACAGAUGAGAAAAGGAUACACGAGUUCACUUCUCUCUAACUUUUAUUUGAGGUGCUUUCUUCCCUCUGGGGUCAUAAAAGGUUUCAUACAACUUGUUUCAAACAUGCAGCAGUACUCCCCAAGACACGUGAACAAAUUUUGAUUGCUGUAUCCUACUGCAUACUGGAACUUCUUAUGGACCCUCAAAGUGUUUAAUAUUAAAUAUGAAUAACCUUUUAUCAUCACUACACUCAUACUGUCAUACUGUGCAUACUGUGUAUAUUUAUAUUUAUUAUUUCAUCCUUAUAUGCACACAUUUCCUUUUCUAUACACACAGAUAUUUAUGUAUAUAUACUGUAUAUGUUUGAUGUUUAUUUGAAUGAAAUUCCUCGUGUGUGUACACAUACCUGCCGAAUAAAAGUGAUUCUGAUUCUGA